CAUGGAGGCUGUACCAGAGAAGAAAAAGAAGGUUGCCGCUGCGCCAGGAACCCUUAAGAAGAAAAAGGUUCCUGCGGUGCCAGAAACCCUUAAGAAAAAGCGAAGGAAUUUCGCAGAGUUGAAGGUCAAGCGCCUGAGGAAGAAGUUUGCCCUGAAGACACUGCGAAAGGCAAGGAGGAAGCUCAUCUAUGAGAAGGCAAAGCACUAUCACAAGGAGUACAGACAGAUGUACCGGACUGAGAUUCGCAUGGCUAGGAUGGCGAGGAAAGCUGGCAACUUCUAUGUGCCCGCAGAACCAAAAUUGGCCUUUGUCAUCAGAAUCCGAGGUAUCAAUGGAGUGAGCCCAAAGGUGCGCAAGGUGCUGCAGCUGCUCCGUCUCCGGCAGAUCUUCAAUGGCACCUUUGUGAAGCUCAACAAGGCUUCAGUGAACAUGCUGAGGAUCGUGGAGCCCUACAUUGCAUGGGGGUACCCCAACCUGAAGUCAGUAAACGAGCUCAUCUACAAACGAGGCUAUGGCAAAAUCAAUAAAAAGCGCAUUGCCUUGACAGAUAACUCCUUGGUUGCUCGAUCUCUUGGUAAAUUUGGCAUCAUCUGCAUGGAGGAUCUAAUUCAUGAGAUCUAUACAGUUGGAAAACGCUUUAAGGAAGCAAAUAACUUCCUGUGGCCCUUCAAACUGUCUUCCCCACGAGGUGGAAUGAAGAAAAAGACAACUCACUUUGUAGAAGGUGGAGACGCUGGCAACAGGGAAGACCAGAUAAACAGGCUUAUUAGACGGAUGAACUAAGGUAUUGCCCGUGGUAUUUUUAUAAUCUGGUCGGUUAAUAAACAGUCACAGCUUGGCAAAUUGAAA
This is a messenger RNA of Rattus norvegicus (Norway rat), 850 nucleotides long. It is a transcript of the gene Rpl7, whose product is annotated as ribosomal protein L7. Gene Ontology annotation, molecular function: RNA binding. The transcript has 6 exons. NCBI's taxonomy places the organism in Eukaryota, Metazoa, Chordata, Mammalia, Rodentia, Muridae. Bases 2 to 784 code for a protein of 260 amino acids. Gene Ontology annotation, cellular component: cytoplasm. The record is from RefSeq and is marked provisional.